Messenger RNA from Aspergillus piperis CBS 112811, 809 nucleotides. RefSeq lists its product as uncharacterized. The record is from RefSeq and is a predicted model, not a curated record. Lineage: Eukaryota; Fungi; Ascomycota; Eurotiomycetes; Eurotiales; Aspergillaceae. The transcript has a single exon. The coding region runs from base 338 to 757 and encodes 139 amino acids.
CGAUAGCCGAGUGAUGAGACGAGUGGCAUAUGAGAUAUAGCCGAGCUUGAAUAAACCUUAUAACGGGUUACGGAAGGGUACCUUAGAAGACAAGACUAUCAGAUCCGACCCACCUUACCGUGGCUGGGAUAUAGGUUCUAUCGAUUGUGCAAUAGCCCCAUUUGUGUAGCAUAGAGCAGUGCUCGUUACACCGUGACAGAUAACGUGUGUAAUUGGCUUCCUAAAAGAUCGAUCACUUGAACUAGUCUUAUAUACAAGCCGAAUAUGGUUGAUUUUGACCUAUAGUCCCAGCUUGCGCUGGUGAAGGUAUCUUUCUUUUCUUUUUUCUCGCAUUUUCAUGACAAGCAGAACAUUCAGGGUUGGGUACGGAGUAACAAGCUUUUUCUUCUUGCUGACACUCGACACCUACCCAAGGGGAAGGCCAGCCGGCCCACUUCUACUAACGGGGACUAUCCCCACUAUCUACAUGGCAAUAAUAGUGGUACUUCGGUUACUGCAAUGCGUGCCUUUCUCUACGAGGCAAAGUCUUUCUCUUGACCUAGCUAGCGACUCUGACAGUUCCGGUCAUCCAUGGCAACGAAUAGAUCGUGUCGGUCAGGCCAAGUUGCCCCACCAUCCAGGGGUCUUGCAGGUGGAUAUCUCGCUACUCGGAGUAGACGAGUUCACUUGUUCUCGCAUAUUGAAUGCUAGAAAGACUCGAAGCAACUACAGAAUACACCGAUACUACUCAAAGACUCCUAAGGCCUUAGAUUACUAGGUACCCGCCGUACUAUCAUCGAUAUAUUUUUCAGUAGUAGCAACAGCAGUAG